UCUUCUCUUCUCUUCUUCUAUAUUUAACUUUUCCCCGUCUCUUCUCUUCUUCUUCAUCUCCAUAACCCACAUUUCGACAUUUCGGUUCAGUUCGGUUUUCAAGUUUUCUUUGCUUAUUUUGUACGUUAACAUGGGAAAUGCCAUAUCUCCAUGUUUCAAUACAAGAAACUCAGAAUCAUCUUCAACAAAGCUAAUAUUCUUCGAAGGAACAACCAAGAUUCUAACAGGAAAACACAUAGCAGGAGAAGUGAUGUUUGAGAAUCCAGACAUGAUGGUUUGCCAUGCAGAUUCCUUUUUUAUUGGCCAUCCUGUACCAUCUCUAGCCAUUGAUGAUGAGCUAAAACAAGGUCAGACCUAUUUUGUGCUACCCAUUGAUCGAUUCGCUUGUAAGGUUUUCACAGCUGCUUCUCUUGCUGCUUUAACCUCUAGCCCUAAACAAGUUCCUAUCUCUUCCGGUGACAGUCCUUUUGAAUAUGUAAAAGGUACAAAUGGUAGGGUUUCGAUAAGGGUUUUGCCUGAGUUUAUAAUUAGGCUUAUAAAUAGAGGGCAAGAGGGAAAUGGAUCUGAUACUAACGGUAACGAUAGCUUUCUUUGUAGUACUCCAGAGUUGAAAAAGCACUAUGAACAGCUUGUUGGCUCUAGAGAACAAACAUGGUCACCAAAACUUGAGACUAUUUCUGAGCAUAAAAUUAGGUAUUCUCCUUGUAAAUUUUUAGGGUUGGAGUGGAAAGAGAAAGAAAAUGAUUUUUCAUGAUUUAUUUAUUUCUUUCUUUUUCUUUUUUUUUCUUUUGUAGUAAAUCUUUUCAAAUAAUUGAAGGGAAUUAGAUAAAAUAUUGUUAUUCUAUAGUAUUUUGUUUCUUCUUAUUUUAAUUUUUUUGUUUUUGUACAAAGUUUGCUGCUAAUAAAAUGCCCAAUUUGU
This is a messenger RNA of Jatropha curcas, 919 nucleotides long. Its product is annotated as DUF4228 domain protein. NCBI's taxonomy places the organism in Eukaryota, Viridiplantae, Streptophyta, Magnoliopsida, Malpighiales, Euphorbiaceae. The record is from RefSeq and is a predicted model, not a curated record.